Messenger RNA from Auxenochlorella protothecoides, 1347 nucleotides. RefSeq names its product tRNA modification GTPase GTPBP3, mitochondrial. Gene Ontology annotation, molecular function: protein binding; GTP binding; GTPase activity. The record is from RefSeq and is a predicted model, not a curated record. The coding region runs from base 1 to 1347 and encodes 448 amino acids. Gene Ontology annotation, cellular component: cytoplasm. The transcript is spliced from 4 exons. NCBI's taxonomy places the organism in Eukaryota, Viridiplantae, Chlorophyta, Trebouxiophyceae, Chlorellales, Chlorellaceae. Gene Ontology annotation, biological process: tRNA methylation; tRNA wobble uridine modification.
AUGGCUCCGGCGCUUGUUCGGCUCCCAGCCCCUCGCCUCCUCCACCUCGUCGAGGUGGUGGACCCGGCCAGUGGCCAGCUUCUGGACAAGGCGCUGGUCACUCGCUUCUCUGGGCCCCGGAGCUACACCGGGGAGGACUGCGUGGAGUUCCACCUGCAUGGCGGCCCAUCGGUCGUGCGAUCCGUGCUGGCGGCGCUUGGGAGCCUGCCAGGGCUACGACCUGCUGAGCCGGGGGAGUUCACACGGCGGGCCUUUGAGGCAGGGAAGCUGGACCUGACAGAGGUGGAGGGCCUGGCAGACCUGCUGGCAGCCGGGACCCAGGCCCAGCACAGGCAGGCGCUGCUGCACGCCACGGGCGCCGUGCGCCGGCGGUACGAGGGCUGGCGCGCCCGCCUCCUCACCGCCCUGGCAGCUGUGGAGGCGGUUAUCGAUUUCGGGGAGGACGAGGGCAUCGCCGACGAGGUGGCGGCCGGGGUGCUGCCGGACAUGCGCGCCCUGCGCGCCGAGCUGGCGGGCUUCCUGGGCGGCGGGCAGCGCGGCCAGCUGGUGCGGGACGGGGUGCGGGUGGCCUUGGUGGGGCCCCCCAACGCGGGCAAGAGCUCGCUCCUGAACGCACUGGCGGGCAGGGACGCGGCCAUCGUGUCCCCCUUCCCCGGGACGACGCGCGACGUCAUGGAGCUGGAGCUGGAGCUCGGGGGCCAGCGGGUGAUCCUGGCCGACUGCGCCGGGAUCAGGGAGACCGAGGACCCUGUGGAGGCCGAGGGCGUGCGCCGGGCGAGGGCCACCCUGGCCACCGCACACAUCGUGAUCCAGCUCCGGGAUGCGCAGGCGGUCUGGGCCAGUGACGAUGCCGCCGCCACCCAGGCUGGGGACCUGGGCGGCGACUCGACGCCUGGCGAAUUGUCAGAGGCCCAGCUGACCCUGUCGGUCUGGAACAAGGCAGACCUUCUGGCAGAGGGCCAGGGUCCCCGGGGCCAGGGCUUCGGCAUGCCAGCAGACCUUGCGCCACGGGACAGAGGGCCCCCCUCGACCGCGCCGCUGCUCAUCUCCUGCGAGACGGGGGAGGGCCUGGACGACCUGACCCAGCUGCUGGGGCGGGCAGUGGAGGACAUCCUGGCCCAGGGCGGCGAUCCCGAGGCCGCCGCCCUGGUCACGCGCGCGAGACACGCCGCCGCGCUUUCCCGGUGCGUCGCCGCGCUGGAGCGGUACGAGGGCGUGUGGGCAGCGCUGGAGCUGGCGGCCGAGGAGCUGCGGGGGGCCACCCGCGCCCUGGGGGCCAUCAGCGGGGUGGUGGACACCGAGGAGGUGCUGGACUCUGUGUUCUCAGAGUUCUGCAUCGGCAAAUGA